Molecule: messenger RNA, 916 nt
Organism: Amorphotheca resinae ATCC 22711
Lineage: Eukaryota; Fungi; Ascomycota; Leotiomycetes; Helotiales; Amorphothecaceae
Exons: 1
Coding region: 22-525 (167 amino acids)
Source: RefSeq, a predicted model, not a curated record
CUGUGCUAUGUGUGCUGUGUUAUGCUACGAUUUUGGGAAAACCAGCCAAUAUCCAUUGCUACUCCUGCUCCCCUUACAAUUGAACAAUCCCCAGGUUUCUCCCAAAUUCCAAUCUUCUAUCAUCUACGUGUCUACGUGUCUACAGGGCGUCCAGCACACGAUACCUCCUUCCCCUUACACUUCCUUACUGUAAAUCUCCAUCCCAGCUCAUCAUCACCCAGGAAUCAGGAGAACCAUGCAUGCCCAUCUCAACCACCGGCGCAUAGCGAGCGACGUUCCUCAACGCCAAGCACCCAAGCUUCCCCCCUCCGACGCACGGCUCCACUUCCCUCCCUACGCUUCCUUACAAGUAGUAGUAUAGUCGUAGUAGUAGGAACGGAACAACAACGUGGAUACGGGCCAGCUUACGAAUAUCCUCGUUCCCAGGGGAGCGGGCGAGAGCAUCCCCGGCGCCGCUCACCGUUGAACACCGCGGAUCCGCAUCCGAUCCGCACAGGGAGGGCGCCCCGGCCGGGCUGCUGUUGAACGGGUUCCGUUAGUUAGGGACUUGGUUAUGGAAGUGGUAUGGUAUGGGUAUAAUAAGGGGGGCCCGGAUGGAACCGUAUAUUUAGUAGCGGCGAUGAUGGAGCGAGGACUACUCAGGAGCCAAGGGGUUCUGGAAGCCUUGGAAGGAAAAAAAGGGGAUCGGCGCGAAUAAUGACUAUCGCGCGGAGAUUGGACGCGUAUGGAGGGACGGCUGUGGAAUAACGCUCCGGAAGAGGAGCCUAUUACCUGAUCUGGUAAGUAAGGGAGAGGUGGAGUUAGAGUGGAAUGGUCGUGGUGGCUGUGUACUGUACUUAGAAUGUCUUGUUUCUUGGGACCGAAAAUGGUGGUUUGUUUAGGCCUUUGUUUCAGUAUCAAUCAACCAUCCAGUUGG